AUGAAGUGGUUGCUCAUUGCACUAGCUUGCAUUCAGCUCUCUGAAUGUUUAAUCAGAGUGAAAUUAUUUAAGGGUAAAUCUGUCCGCAAUAUCUUGUCGGAACGUGGUUUACUUGAGGAUUUCCUAAAGAAACACCCAUACAAUCCCCUUUCCAAGUACCGUGGGCCAUCCCAGCAGGACUCAUCAGGGUCAACAGAGCCACUAUUGAACUACCUGGAUCUGUCAUACUAUGGAACAAUCAGCAUCGGGACUCCACCUCAGAGUUUCCUUGUCGUCUUUGAUACUGGCUCUUCAAACCUUUGGGUCCCAUCGGGUUACUGCUCUAGUCCAGCAUGUCGUGAUCAUCGCAAGUUUAAUCCACAAGCGUCCUCAACAUUUCGCAUUUCAAACAAGUACCUGGCAAUCCAAUAUGGUACAGGCAGCAUGACUGGUGUACUGGGAUAUGACACUGUCAGAGUAUCCAACAUUGAUAUCACCCACCAAGAAUUUGGUUUAAGCAUCACUGAGCCUGGCAGUUUUCUUUAUUAUGCUGAAUUUGAUGGAGUUCUGGGAUUGGGAUAUCCAAAUCUUGCCUAUGGGGGUGCCACAACUGUUUUCGAAAACAUGAUGUCUGAGCAUCUGCUGGAGCAACCUAUGUUUGCUUUUUAUCUGACCAGACAGGAUGGUGAGUCAGGAAGUGAAGUUGUAUUUGGUGGAUUUGAUCCAAACCAUUACACAGGUAACAUCAACUGGGUUCCUGUCACUGUGGAAGAAUACUGGCAAAUCCUUGUGGACAGUGUGAAGGUCAACGGCCAGGUAGUGGCUUGUGAAAACGGUUGUCAGGCCUUUGUCGAUACUGGCACCUCUCUGAUUAUUGGCCCUGUCUCACCGAUCCAGAGAAUUCAGCACGAGAUUGGUGCAGAAGCACAACUUUAUUCUGUGCUUGGUGUGAACUGUCGUAACCUUCCCACCAUGCCCUAUGUGACGUUCACCAUCAAUGGAAUUGACUACCACCUUUCUCCUGACCAAUAUGUGCUCCAGAACAAUUACAAUGGCUACAAAUAUUGUGAAAGCGGAUUUAGCACGAUGGCUCUUUCUAAUUCUGAAGACCUCUGGAUUCUUGGAGAUGUCUUCAUUGGAGUCUACUAUUCCAUUUUUGAUCGAGGAAAUAACCGAAUGGGCUUUGCCCGGGCUGUCUAAUUUGUUCAUUCAUGGCUUUGUUUAAAUUGCUUCCUCGACCUCU
Carcharodon carcharias (great white shark) is the source of this 1222-nucleotide messenger RNA. RefSeq names its product pepsin A-like. NCBI's taxonomy places the organism in Eukaryota, Metazoa, Chordata, Chondrichthyes, Lamniformes, Lamnidae. The record is from RefSeq and is a predicted model, not a curated record. Gene Ontology annotation, biological process: proteolysis. The transcript is spliced from 9 exons. Gene Ontology annotation, molecular function: aspartic-type endopeptidase activity. The coding region runs from base 1 to 1179 and encodes 392 amino acids.